Molecule: messenger RNA, 1572 nt
Organism: Saccharomyces mikatae IFO 1815
Lineage: Eukaryota; Fungi; Ascomycota; Saccharomycetes; Saccharomycetales; Saccharomycetaceae
Gene: TDA3
Product: Tda3p
Exons: 1
Coding region: 1-1572 (523 amino acids)
Biological process (GO): retrograde transport, endosome to Golgi
Cellular component (GO): cytoplasm; late endosome
Molecular function (GO): oxidoreductase activity
Source: RefSeq, a predicted model, not a curated record
AUGGGUGAGGAUUUCAUGCACCCACCGUUUCAAGCGUACCCUUCAAAAAAUAGUGAAGGGAAAAAACAUAUUGUCAUUGUUGGUGGUGGCAUCAUUGGUUGCUGUACGGCAUACUACUUGACGCAGCAUCCAAGUUUCAGCCCUUCGACCCAUCACAUUACUAUCAUUGAAUCAAGGCGUAUUGCUGGAGGGGCUUCUGGUAAAGCGGGCGGUCUGCUUGCAUCUUGGGCUUUUCCUCAUCAGAUUGUGCCUUUGAGUUUCCAGCUACAUCAGGAAUUGAGUGAUGAGUAUGAUGGAGAGAACAACUGGGAUUACAGAAGAUUGACGACUGUGUCCUUAGAAGCUGACGUUCGGAAAGAGGUCAUUGAAAACUAUGAGAGAGUGAGCAAAAAAGCCUAUACCCUUAAUGUUCCACCUCCAAAGAAGAGACCAGGUAACAUACCCAAUAAGUUUAACAUCGGGGAUUCUAGUUCAUCAUUAAGUUCUUCAGGCUCUUCGUUGAAGAACGAAUCCGCCAGUAACGAAGAAGAAGGAUCUGAUGUUCACAUUUCCAGCUCAGUGCCUAGCUUACAUUCUCUAACAAACGAACGCAUGAAAAGCCACACAAACAGCGUAUCAGACCUUGAUUCUGUAAGCCCUGCCGAGCAACUCAGGGAGAACAAUAUUCAUAAUCCUUUGCCAGCUGACUUGAAUUGGAUAAGAAGAGAGUUGGUUAAUGAUUGGUCUUCGCUAGGUGGUACUGAUACCACAGCACAACUUCAUCCUUAUAAAUUCACCCAUUUCAUAUUAUCAAAAGCGAUGGAAACGGGGGCCGUUGAUCUAUUACUGGGGAAGGUAGUAGGAGUAAAGUGCGACGAAAUGGAUUGUGUUCAUUCCCUAAAAUAUCUUCCCUCUGUCAUCAAAAACCGCAGAAAUAGUAGAGGUCAAGCAGAAAAUUCAGAUAUCAAGCUGGGCACAAUCUUCAAUGACAACAAUGCAAAGCCUAUUGAAAUCAAUGAUAUCCAGCAGGUUGUUUUGAGCAUGGGGCCCUGGACUUCCAAAAUCCUAAAAGAUUGUCCAAUUUCUGGAUUAAGGGCUCACUCUGUCACGAUCAAACCCAGCGAAAAGACAGUUUCACCAUAUGCUAUACUUGCUGAACUGAAAGUCAACGACCGUGAGUUUUUCUCCCCUGAAAUGUAUGCAAGAAAAGAUGAGGUUUAUGUGUGCGGUGAAGGUGACACCUUGGUGAAUAUACCUGAAAGCUCAGAUGAUGUUGAGGUGGUUUCGGAAAAGUGCGAUGAAUUGUAUCAUUAUGUAUCCAAACUAUCGCCAACUUUAUCAAAGGGCCAUCUCUUGAGAAAACAAGCGUGUUUUUUGCCAGUAUUAAAUGUUCCCACAAGUUCGGGUCCCUUGAUUGGUGAGACAAAUGUCAAAGAUCUUUAUAUUGCGAGUGGGCACUCUUGCUGGGGUAUUAACAAUGCGCCAGCCACAGGCAAAUUAAUGGCUGAAAUUCUCCUUGAUGGCGAAGCAACUUCUGCGGAAAUCUCAAGUUUAGACCCAAAGUUAUAUUUUGAUGCUACCAUACUCCCUUAA